[Candida] anglica is the source of this 568-nucleotide messenger RNA. NCBI's taxonomy places the organism in Eukaryota, Fungi, Ascomycota, Pichiomycetes, Serinales, Debaryomycetaceae. The record is from the annotation of a GenBank genome assembly.
AAAAAAAACUAUUAACUUUUCUGUAAAUAUUUGUAAAUUUAUACAUAUAUCAAAAACUUAAUAGUACACACAUAUCAACAAAAUGGCCAGACAAAGAAGAUCCGCUCCAGCUCCUCAAAGAACCCAAACUAGAUCAGCUCACACUGCCGCUGCUCCAGCUGGUCACUACCCACCAUCUGCUGCCUCUCACCCAGUCCAAGCUCCAGCUCAACAAGGUCCAGGUUUGUUCGGACAAAUGGCUUCUACCGCUGCUGGUGUUGCUGUUGGUUCCACCAUUGGUCACACCUUGGGUGCUGGUAUCACCUCAAUGUUCGGUGGCUCAUCUGCCCCAGCCGCUCCAGUUGAACAACAAGUCGCUCCAGCUGCUGCCGACCAAUCCUUCCAACAACAAGGUAGAUCUUGUGAUGCUGAUGCUUCUGCUUUCACCAGAUGUUUGUCCGACAACCAAGGUAACAUGCAAAUCUGUGAUUUCUACUUGCAACAAUUGAAGGCUUGUCAAGAAGCUUCUCGUCACUACUAGAACGCUUUUAUUGAAAAGAAUAUAGUCAUGUAAAUAAUAGAAUAAAAG